Plectropomus leopardus (leopard coralgrouper) is the source of this 1635-nucleotide messenger RNA. NCBI's taxonomy places the organism in Eukaryota, Metazoa, Chordata, Actinopteri, Perciformes, Serranidae. The record is from RefSeq and is a predicted model, not a curated record.
AUGGUCCAACUCGACUUACCUGUGUGCAUCAGUUUGAUUUGUCUGGCUUUAACUCUGGUGCAGGUGGUCCAGCUGAACCCAGUGGAGGAAGGCGUCUCCGACAUCCCAGUUGAUGACAGUGUGCCAUUGGACCGCGGCUAUGCCUUUUCUUACCGCUCAUCGAGCCGUUUGGCUAAAUGUCUGAAUGACACAGACUACGAUCAGCUGAUGUUCACUCUUCAGAAUGGCCUUCCAAAACCGACCAAAUCUCAGCAUGUUGUCAUUGUUGGGGCUGGCAUGGCAGGACUAACAGCUGCCAUGCUGCUGCAAGAUGCAGGACACAAGGUGAAAAUAUUAGAGGCUAGUGAUCGUAUCGGAGGACGGGUGGAGACCUACAGAAAUGAAGACGAGGGCUGGUAUGCUGAACUGGGGGCAAUGAGGAUCCCAAGUUUCCAUUACAUCGUCCACGAGAUCGCUAAAAAGCUGGAGGUCAAGCUCAAUGACUUCAUCAUGUUUGACAACCACACUUUUUAUUAUGUCAAUGGAGUGCGGGAGAACACGAGCACAGUGCAAAGUCACCCUGACAGUCUGCAGUACAAGCUGAAAGACAAUGAGAAGGGAAAAAGAGCCGACCAGCUGCUACACGAUGCUUUGAAAAAUGUGAGAGAGGAAGUGGAGACUAGUGACUGCAAGACUGCACUCAAAAAAUACGACCGUUAUUCUGUGAAGGAUUAUCUGAUACAAGAAGGAAGUCUGAGUACAGAAGCAGUGAGAAUGAUUGGAGACCUCCUUAAUGAACAGAGCCUAAUGUUCACGGCACUGACUGAGAUGAUCUACGAGCAGAAUGAAAUCAACGACAAGACUAUGUACUCUGAAGUGACUGGUGGGUCGUACCUUCUCCCCGAAGCUUUUCAUAAGGUUCUCAAUGACACUGAAAUUCUCCUAAAUUCCAAGGUCAAACGAAUCACUCACUCAGAUAAACAUGUAACCGUAUCGUACCAGACGGGCCAACAGUCAUCUCUAACCAAUUUUUCCGCCGACUUCGUCCUGGUAACGACCACAGCAAAAGCAGCGCUUUAUAUGGACUUUGAACCUCCUCUCUCCACCCAGAAGAUGGUAGCACUGAGGUCAGUCCACUACGAAAGCUCCACUAAAAUCAUCCUCACCUUCAGUGAGAAGUUUUGGGAGAGGGACGGCAUCCGAGGAGGAAAGAGCAUCACUGACGGGCCGUCUCGUUUCAUCUACUACCCCAGCCACAGUUUCCCAAACAAUCCAAACAUCGGCGUCCUGCUGGCUUCCUACACCUGGUCCGAUGACUCCCUCCUCUUCUUAGGAGCGAGCGAUGAAGAGCUGAAAGAGCUGGCUCUGAGAGAUUUGGCGAAGAUCCACGGCGAGUACGUAAAGUCUCUCUGCACAGGGGUGGUGGUGAAGAAGUGGAGCGAUGAUCCUUACAGCUUUGGCGCAUUUGCUCUCUUCACACCCUACCAGAUUUUAGAGUAUGCUCAGGAGCUCUUCAGAAAUGAAGGCAGGGUGUAUUUUGCUGGUGAACACACAGCCUUCCCUCACGCCUGGAUCGAGACGUCUAUGAAAUCUGCCAUCAGGGCUGCUACCGCCAUUAACAAGGGGUCAGAUACACAUCAUCAUCUUCCUUGGUAA